AUGAGUUGUACAAUAAAUCUUACAUCGUAUAUCUGUGCCGAAAAUAAUACGUUUGAGGUGAUUGAUGCAAAUGAUCGUGCAGUACUUCAGUUUGAAGCUAAAAUAAGUAGUAAUAGAGUUGCAGCGUGGCGUGCCAAACGAAAUGCAAAGGAAAGUGAAGCAUCAAGGCUAAUACGGUUAGAUAAAGAAAGUGAUGCUAGAACUGCAAAAAGAAGAAAGCGUAAUCGACUAACCACAAUAACAAAAGAUUAUAGCUCUUCUAAAGAUAAUGCUGCUAAUAAGAAGAAUGAAACAGGUAAUUACGAAAAGAAUAAACUCGUAAAAAAACCUAUAAACAAAUUAGAUAAUCAAUCAAGACAAAUUAAUAAAUUACAAAAAGUUCGAAGCUUAGAAGAAAUAGGAAAAAAACAUCAAGCAACAUUAUAUUAUGAGGUGUAUGAAAAAGUGGCUAACGGUGGCUCAGAUUGCCAAAGAGAAAAUAAAGAUAUUUUACGAAGAGUUCGAAGUUUAAUCGAAAGUACAACAAAAUUUAAGAGUAAUUCGAAUUAUGAAGCAUUCACUAUGUCAAUUCAACAGUGUAAUCAAAAUUUAGAAAAAGUUGAAGACAGUCGUUUGACAAGAUCAGUAAAGCGACGUUAUAGUGAAACUAAAGAUGAAAAAAUAACUCAAAAAUUACAGAAACGAAAUCAUGGUCAGUUUAAACGUAAAAUGGAAAUACCAUCACCAUCUGAACAAAUAUGGCCAAAAAUAGCGACAACUGAGACAAAACAUCACUGUCUUGUUGAAUUUAAAGAAGCUAUGUCUAAUGAUAUAGUAGAUCGAACUAUAUGCAUGAUAUGUGCAUGCCUUCAUUAUAGACUGAAUAGCAUAGAAAGAAAUAUUGGAAAAAUUCCGAAUCAACAUUUAUUAUAUCCAACUAAUGAAAUGCCUUCCUGCGUUAUUAAAUUAAAUAUUGAUAUUGAUCCAAAUACUGAACAUGUUGAAAUAUCAGAAGAAGUUCGAAAUUGUCUUAUGCAUGCGAAAGAUAGCAGUGUAAUCAUUAACAAAAUGUUGUUAUGCCGAAAGGCUAUUAAUGUAGAAACAGGAUGCGGAAUUAUAUGCAACAAGUGUCAUAAAUAUUUAAUAUCAAAUAAAAUACCACCUUUCGCAUUGAAUAAUUUAAUGUGGAUUGGUGAUGUGCCUGAAGAGCUACAAGACCUUACACUCUCAGAACAAAAAUUGAUUGCUUUAUAUCGUCAUUCAAGCUGUGUGAAUGAACUAUUUUCUAUUUCACGUGAUCCUUCUUCAGCACAAACAGCACUAAAAGGCACUGUUAUAACAUUUCCGCAAAAUGUAUCAGAGAUUGCAAAAUCUCUUCCACUAUCAUCAGAUCAAUUAUCUGAAUUUAUUAAAAUCAUCUUUGUGGGAAGAUCCCUACCAAAGAAAGAUCAACUACGUUCAAUUCUUACCGUACGUAGAGAAAUUAUUCGAAAAGCACUUGUAUGA
Molecule: messenger RNA, 1485 nt
Organism: Adineta steineri
Lineage: Eukaryota; Metazoa; Rotifera; Eurotatoria; Adinetida; Adinetidae
Source: the annotation of a GenBank genome assembly